AAUAGAGUCCGUUGGAAUAAACUGAUAUAAAACCUAAUUUCAUCACUUCUCUUGCAGAAGCUUCGACAGCGGCGGCACCACAUCCCCGGAGGCUACAAUGGGUAUCGAUUUGAUCGCUGGAGGUAAGAGCAAGAAGACCAAAAGGACAGCUCCUAAGUCUGACGAUGUCUACCUCAAGCUCACUGUCAAGCUUUACCGGUUUCUGGUGAGGAGAACUCAGAGCAAGUUCAAUGCAGUGAUCUUGAAGAGGCUUUUCAUGAGCAAAGUCAACAAAGCUCCUCUUUCUCUAUCUAGACUCGUCGAGUUCAUGGCUGGCAAGGAAGAUAAGAUUGCUGUCUUGGUUGGAACCAUCACCGAUGAUUUGAGAGUACAUGAGAUCCCAGCUAUCAAAGUGACUGCCUUGAGGUUCACAGAGAGAGCCAGAGCUCGCAUUGAGAAAGCUGGUGGUGAAUGUUUAACUUUUGACCAGCUUGCUCUCAGAGCUCCUUUGGGACAGAACACUGUUCUUCUUAGAGGACCUAAGAACUCGCGUGAGGCUGUUAAGCAUUUUGGUCCCGCACCUGGUGUGCCACACAGUCACUCGAAGCCAUAUGUUCGGUCCAAGGGAAGGAAGUUCGAGAAGGCCAGAGGAAAGAGGAAGAGCCGUGGUUUCAAGGUUUAAGAACAUUGUCUGUGUCGUUGAACUUGAUCCUAUUGUGUUGUUGCUUCUUCGUCUCUUUCAUAAUCGGAUUUUUGUUAGACAAUUGUGUUUUUUUCAGACAAUAUCUAAAGUUUGUGACUACUGUUGAGCUUA
This is a messenger RNA of Raphanus sativus (radish), 793 nucleotides long. Its product is annotated as 60S ribosomal protein L18-2. Gene Ontology annotation, cellular component: ribosome; cytosolic large ribosomal subunit. Gene Ontology annotation, molecular function: structural constituent of ribosome; RNA binding. The record is from RefSeq and is a predicted model, not a curated record. The coding region runs from base 98 to 661 and encodes 187 amino acids. NCBI's taxonomy places the organism in Eukaryota, Viridiplantae, Streptophyta, Magnoliopsida, Brassicales, Brassicaceae. Gene Ontology annotation, biological process: translation. The transcript has 5 exons.